AUGCUGAGCGGAGCGGCUGGGGCUGCGCGGCGUGGUGGAGCAGCACUCGCUCCCUCGCUCCCUCGCUCCCUCGCUCGCUCGCUCGCUCGCUCGCUCGCAGGGACACACGCAGGGGCUGACAGCUGUGCCGGUGCUGAUAAGGGAAGCCACAAGGAGACGAUCGAGGAGAGACAACGGCGGCAGAGGCGUCAGCGGCAGUGGCAGCGGCAGCGGCAGCGCCAGGGCUGCGGAGUCGCCGGGAGUGGGAGUGACUCCCCCACCUCAGGCCCCCACCCUGUCCCCGUCCUCUUCCCGUUUGCCCUGAGUUUAGAAGAGCAGCCGCUGCCCCCGCAGCCACUCCGGAGGGCACCGGGGGCUGCUGGCCAGGGAGGGAGGGGCAGGUAGGCUCCAACCAGUCCCAGCAGCUGGGCACAGAUGCCGAUCGAGAUUGUGUGCAAAAUCAAAUUUGCAGAGGAGGAUGCGAAACCCAGGGAGAAGGAGGCAGGGGAUGAGCAGAGCCUCCUGGGGGCCGCGCGGGGGGCGGCAGCCCCCCGGGACCUGGCCACCUUUGCCAGCACCAGCACUCUGCACGGGCUGGGCCGGGCCUGUGGCCCAGGACCCCGUGGACUGCGCAGAACCCUGUGGGUACUGGCCCUACUCACCUCGCUGGCUGCCUUCCUGUACCAGGCGGCCGGCCUCGCCCGGGGCUACCUGACCCGGCCUCACCUGGUGGUAAUGGACCCGGCUGCCCCAGCCCCAGUGGCGGGCUUCCCGGCCGUCACCCUCUGCAACAUCAACCGUUUCCGGCAUUCGGCACUCAGCGACGCCGACAUCUUCCACCUGGCCAAUCUGACCGGGCUGCCCCCCAAAGACCGGGACGGGCACCGUGCCGCUGGCCUGCGCUACCCGGAGCCCGACAUGGUAGACAUCCUCAACCGCACUGGCCACCAGCUCGCGGAUAUGCUCAAGAGCUGCAACUUCAGCGGGCACCACUGCUCCGCCAGCAACUUCUCCGUGGUCUAUACUCGCUAUGGGAAGUGUUAUACCUUCAACGCGGAUCCACAGAGUUCACUGGCCAGCCGGGUGGGGGGCAUGGGCAGUGGCCUGGAGAUCAUGCUGGACAUCCAGCAGGAGGAGUACCUGCCCAUCUGGAGAGAGACAAACGAGACGUCGUUUGAGGCAGGCAUCCGAGUGCAAAUCCACAGCCAGGAGGAGCCACCCUACAUCCACCAGCUGGGCUUCGGCGUGUCCCCAGGCUUCCAGACCUUUGUGUCCUGCCAGGAACAGCGGCUGACCUAUCUGCCCCAGCCCUGGGGCAACUGCCGAGCGGAGAGUGGGCUCAGGGAGCCUGAGCUUCAAGGCUACUCGGCCUACAGUGUGUCUGCCUGCCGGCUGCGCUGUGAAAAGGAGGCCGUGCUUCAGCGCUGCCACUGCCGGAUGGUGCACAUGCCAGAUUCCCUGGGUGGAGGCUCCAAAGGCCCGUGUUUCUGCCCUACCCCCUGCAACCUGACCCGCUAUGGGAAAGAAAUCUCCAUGGUCAGGAUCCCCAACAGGGGCUCAGCCCGUUACCUGGCAAGAAAAUACAACCGCAAUGAGACCUACAUACGGGAGAACUUCCUGGUCCUAGAUGUCUUUUUUGAAGCCCUGACAUCCGAGGCCAUGGAGCAGCGAGCAGCCUACGGCCUGUCAGCCCUGCUGGGGGACCUUGGGGGACAGAUGGGCUUAUUCAUCGGAGCCAGUGUGCUCACGCUGCUGGAGAUCCUAGACUACAUCUAUGAGGUGUCCUGGGACCGACUGAGGCGGGCGUGGCGUCGUCCCAAGACCCCCCUCCGGACCGCCACUGGGGGCAUCUCCACUUUGGGGCUUCAGGAACUGAAGGAGCAGAGUCCCUGCCCAAGCCAGGGCCGCGCUGAAGGCGGAGGCACCAGCGGCCUGCUCCCAAACCACCACCCCCCGGGAGGCCUCUUUGAAGACUUCGCUUGCUAG
Lipotes vexillifer (Yangtze River dolphin) is the source of this 1965-nucleotide messenger RNA. RefSeq names its product acid sensing ion channel subunit family member 4 (gene ASIC4). NCBI's taxonomy places the organism in Eukaryota, Metazoa, Chordata, Mammalia, Artiodactyla, Lipotidae. Gene Ontology annotation, cellular component: plasma membrane. Gene Ontology annotation, biological process: sodium ion transmembrane transport. The record is from RefSeq and is a predicted model, not a curated record. Gene Ontology annotation, molecular function: ligand-gated sodium channel activity.